UGCCAAACCACAAAUUUUAUAUGAAUCUUAUUAAUUGUUUUCCAUUAAAUAUUGAAUGUUUUAGAUUAUGUGCCUUCAAGAAGUAGAAGAGGAUAAGUUCUUUCAGGUUUUCCAGCCAGAAUUCAGGAGACUAGGUUUCAGCGGAGUGUUCAAAAAGCGGACAGGAGAGAAGCGGGAUGGGUGUGCAAUAUUUUAUCGUGAUCAAUGUUUUCAACUAGAAAAACACUGCAGUGUUGAGUAUUAUCAGCCAGGUGUAUACCUAUUGGACCGUGACAACAUUGGACUAAUCGUUAUUCUCAAAUCAAAACUUGUUCCGAGUAAACUAUGCGUUGCCACUACGCACUUGUUAUUCAACCCUAAAAGAGGAGACGUAAAACUUGCUCAAUUAAGUAAACUUUUUGCCGAGAUUGAUAAAGUUUCUUAUGAGACCUCUGAAAACGGAGAAGGACACUGCCCAAUUAUUCUAUGUGGGGAUUUUAACAGUGAACCGAACAGCCCCCUCUAUAGGUUUAUUGUGAACGCAUUUUUGGACUAUUCCAAUAUGUUCUCAGGUGAUGUGUGCAGGCCAUUAGGGAGUUCUAACCCACAGAAGAGAGGAUUUCAAAUCAGGGCGCCCUUGCUGCCUAAGAACUUAGGGAUAACCAGGUCCUGCCAGUAUGUGGAUGUAGUAGAGCAGCGUAAUGGUUUACAAGAGCAAAGCACAGCUGGUGAAGGGAAAUGUGAAGAUAAAAGGGGAAGAAACAAAGGAUGUGAAGCUAAAAUCCAAGUAAAACAUCCUGGCUCUUCAUCAGGACCUCCUCAGCAAGUUGGAGAUCAACUACCAAGCUUGAUACCAAAAGCAUCUGGGAAUGCCGGAGCAAGGGCUUCAUCAUCUAAAGUAGCCGUGGAAGCCAUAGCAGUAGGAAGAACCGCAGCAAGUAGCACAUCAUCAGGUUCAGUUGAGCAGGCUCAAGGUUCUUCUAAAAAUCAGCACAACCCUCCAAAACACGAGCUACAUCAUAACCUUGAUAUCGAGUCCUCAUACCAGUUACACGAUGGAUUAACAACUACACACCAUUGCAGAACAAACUGUGUAGUGGACUUCAUGUUCCACAGUCGACCAAGAAAAAGUGGAAAUAUAUCGGACCUUAAAAAAGUUGCUUGGCUUCCGUUGUUUACAGAUUUUGAGUCAAACGAAAUGGGUGGUCUUCCUAAUAAGCACUGGUCGUCUGACCACUAUCGGCUUCAAGUUAAAUUCAUGCUGUGUCCACCGAGUACUAAACCUUAGGAAUAGGUAGUCAAUAAUUUUAAUGUUGAUGAGUUAAGUUUUUAAGUUUUCCAUUUAUUUAUUUUUUUAUUGGAUUUUAUAUUGAUAAUAAGAAAUUAAUAAAAAUUACUCGUCCGUUGGUUACGAAACAAAACAAGGGCAGGACAUAUAUGGCAAGUUUUCCAACACGGUGGCGGUACAAUUAAGGCCAACUCAGACAGCGUCGGCCGACGCAGCCCGACGCGAUUUGUUGUCGCGUCGGGUCUGUGUGAGUUGAACGCAGACGCGAUGGUGUACGUCGGGGGCAGUCGUGUAGUAGAAUAUUAAACAGGUUUAAUAUUUCUCACGACGGCUUAAGACUGUCCCCGACGAUAAAUCGGGUCGGGCUGCGUCGGCCGACGCAGUCUGAGUUGGCCUUAAGGGAUCGGAAGGGGGGUCGUGGGGCUUUCAUCGGACAACAAUGAACCCAGUGGCCCAACACCGCAACAAUGUAGUUGGACUGAAAAUAUUAAUUUACUGAUCCAAACAAAGUUCUUGUGGUUGACAUUCCAUAAUAUCACAAUUUACCAUAAAAUCUCUCCCAAUAAACCCCACUGGGGAUCUUAUUCCAGGACCCUGAUUGAAGCUCUAGGCAUCCCCUAGGUUUGGAAUUCCAUGUCAGCAAAUUUCUUUAGCACUCUCAACUCAUGUAAACGUAAGGGAAAAAGGGAAAAAAACCCAAUUCAUUGCUCAUUCCUUGGGUCUUCUAUUAAUCCCUCUGAUUUGAUGUUUUAUUUUGUUGAUGUGUUGCUGUCCAGACUAUCACAUUUUAUUUGACAAAACAUGUGGCAUGCCUAAGUAUGAUCAUGAUGACAUCACAUCAUGACCAUAUAUAGGCACACCAUGACUAUAUAUGGGCAUAAAACAGUUUUUUGUCAAAGAAAAUCUGAUAAUCUGAACAGAGCUUUAGUUUUAUGCUGACAGGGUGUUUUAAUUAUAUUUUUAUAUAAUUACUGAAUAUUGUUAUAUUUUGGUAAUAAAUUAUCUGAUGUAAUAUAUUAUAUGUGAUAAUUUUGGCAACAAAUCUAUACAGUUUGUGUAUUUUUAAACACAACUGAAAUGUUUUACUCAAUGUCCAAUAAAAAAUCAAAUCUACCAUAUAAAUCA
Anneissia japonica is the source of this 2392-nucleotide messenger RNA. RefSeq lists its product as uncharacterized. The coding region runs from base 68 to 1267 and encodes 399 amino acids. Gene Ontology annotation, molecular function: 3'-5'-RNA exonuclease activity. Lineage: Eukaryota; Metazoa; Echinodermata; Crinoidea; Comatulida; Comatulidae. The transcript has 3 exons. The record is from RefSeq and is a predicted model, not a curated record.